UAUCCACGUAAUUACGUGGAUUUGGUGCGAAUAGACACAGCGUAAAAAAUAUUACUCACAAUGGUGGAAACUUCAACUGUAAGUGAUAAACUAAAAGAUCCCGAAGAAGUAACAUGGGAAGAUCUGGGACUCGUUGAUACUCUGUGUGAAGUUUGUAGGAGUUUAAAAUGGGCCAAGCCAACAAAAAUUCAAAGAGAAGCUAUUCCACCGGCGUUACAAGGAAAAGAUAUCAUAGGAUUAGCUGAAACUGGUUCAGGCAAGACUGCUGCCUUUGCUUUACCAAUUUUACAAGGUCUGUUAGAAAAUCCACAAAAAUUUUAUGCGCUCAUCAUCUCACCAACCCGAGAAUUGGCUAUGCAAAUACACGAUCAAUUUGAAGCUCUUGGUGGUAGCAUGGGAGUUAGAUGUGUAAAAAUUUUUGGAGGAAUGGAUAUGAUUAAUCAAGCUUUAAUGCUGGCCAAAAAGCCUCACAUCAUCGUUACUACUCCCGGUAGAUUAGUUGACCAUUUGAAAAACACGAAAGGGUUCAAUUUGCGAACUUUGAAAUAUUUGGUAUUAGAUGAAGCCGAUAGAAUUUUGGGUGCCGAUUUUGAGAGAGAACUGAAUGAAAUCUUGAAAGUAAUACCUCGAGACAGGAAAACUUCUUUAUUCUCUGCUACUAUGACAAAAAAAGUAAAAAAAUUACAACGCGCAUCGCUGCGUAACCCAGUAAAAGUCGAAGUUUCUUCCAAAUAUCAGACAGUGGCUAAUUUGAAACAACAUUACAUAUUUUGUCCAGCAAAAUUUAAGGACAUUUAUUUAAUUUACAUUCUGAGCCAAAUGUCUGGAGACAGUUUUAUGAUAUUUUGCGAUAGGUGUGAUCAAACUUCAAAGACUGCCAUUCUUUUGCAAAUGCUGGGAUUCAAAGCAAUACCGCUUCAUGGCCAAAUGACACAAAAUAAGAGGAUUGCUGCUCUUGCUAAAUUUAAAGCAAAGGAAAAAAAUAUAUUAGUUUCUACAGAUGUUGCAAGCAGAGGCCUUGAUAUUCCACACGUUGAUGUGGUGAUUAAUUUUGAAAUGCCAACCAACAGCAAAGAUUAUAUUCAUAGAGUAGGUCGCACGGCAAGAGCUGGGCGUUCGGGUGUUGCCAUUACAUUUGUAAAUCAGUAUGACAUCGAGUUGUAUCAAAGAAUUGAAGAAUUACUCGGGAAAAAACUCGACGAAUAUCCGACAGAAGAAGAUGAAGUAAUGACGCUUCAAGAACGUGUUGCAGAGGCUCAGCGUGAAGUCAAAAAGAAAUUGAAAGAAAUAGAAGACAAGAAGAUGAGCAAACGGACGAAACGUGGACAAGACGAGGAUGACGAAGAAGAUGACACAGAACAGUCAAGCGGUGUCAGAAAGCGUUUCAAAGGAAAAAGCAUGAGAGGAAAAAGGCGUUGAAUAAUAUCCAAAUUCAACGUCAAUUUAUAGUUAUAAUUAUAAUUAUAAAACUCGUCUUUUUGACAUUUUGCUGGGCAAAAAUUUAUUUAUUAAAUUUUUGAAGCAGCAAAAUAGAAGUUAGUUAAGGUUAGUAGGUGUGUAACUUCCAUUUACACACUUUGUAUCCAAUAAUAAUGUAUAAAAAGAAUUGCACUCUUGUACAUUGAAACUGCGGUAAUGUCUACACUGAUCAACUUUUUAUAAAUUUAUUGAAAUUUUUUUUCAUUCAUGAACUAUUAAAAAAAAUGGCGCUACUUGUUUUUUAAGAAUUAUUUUUUGGAUAUCAACCACGAUAGUACUUAUAGCGGUACAAGCAAUAAAACGGUUUCUAAAAA
This is a messenger RNA of Copidosoma floridanum, 1793 nucleotides long. It is a transcript of the gene pths, whose product is annotated as probable ATP-dependent RNA helicase DDX47. The record is from RefSeq and is a predicted model, not a curated record. Gene Ontology annotation, molecular function: nucleic acid binding; ATP binding; RNA helicase activity. NCBI's taxonomy places the organism in Eukaryota, Metazoa, Arthropoda, Insecta, Hymenoptera, Encyrtidae. Gene Ontology annotation, cellular component: cytosol.